Messenger RNA from Cottoperca gobio, 2455 nucleotides. RefSeq names its product otoraplin-like. Gene Ontology annotation, molecular function: protein binding. The coding region runs from base 1064 to 1495 and encodes 143 amino acids. The transcript has 4 exons. Lineage: Eukaryota; Metazoa; Chordata; Actinopteri; Perciformes; Bovichtidae. The record is from RefSeq and is a predicted model, not a curated record. Gene Ontology annotation, biological process: cartilage condensation.
GCUUGAAUUAUAACUGCAGAGCGCGAGCGGGCGGUUCUAGUUGUGUUCUAGCUUGUACGAGAUUGAAUGUAGGCUUAAACCCCGCCCGCCUAGCUACCUAGGUUCUCACAGCGUUCAACAGGGAUGAAUAUCGUUUUGCAGAGCUUUGCAUCAGACGAAAAAGGAACUACAUACUUGUUUAUAAAGACUUCAGAAAGGUUGCUUACAAAAAAUGAUGCAACAAGAUCGAAAAAUAUGUCAUCAACUUAGAGAUAUUAUAAAAUUUGACAUAUAGGUUAUAGUUAAUUCAGUUGUAGUCUACAUAUUAAAUCGUGUUGUGGAAGCAUAUUGAUAUCUAGACAAAACGCUCAAAACAGAAAACAAUAGAUAACACAAAACGAAAUCUGGUUUAUUUCCAUAAAAAGGUUUACAAAAGAUUACAACUGUUGUUGCAAUUAAUUGUAGUUAUUGGUGGUAUCAUACUUAUACUAUUCAGGUUCAAGUAGUGUAUUUCACAGCAUUAUCACACAUCCUGUGCAGUGAGUUGUUCCAGCUCUUUAAGCCCAAGUUUAUUUAUUGUUUUCUCUUUAUUUGGAAUAAAAAAACAUUUUUUCUUUCAAAACAAGCCUUUAGAAUCACAUCACCGGUGCUGAAUGUAAGUUAGACAAAUAACUAAGUAACUCAACUCUUUUUUUUUACUUUGAGUUACAUAAACUACCUUAUAAAUUGUUAUAUUCUUAUCCCAUUGGACAUUUUAGUCUGUCCAAAUAAUUAGUCAAAGACACCAUGAAAGAACACCAUGUUCUAUUUUAACACAUGGACUUGCUUCUUCACAGAGCUCAGGACAAACAGAGUAAAUUAACUGUGACUGCUUGUACCGCCAAAGAGACUGAGAUUUGAGAAAAGUGAGCCAACUCCCCUGUGGGAAAUGAAUACUUUCACAGUGUGGCAUUUUUGAAACUCAACACUGAUUGGUCCGGCAACCUCUGAUGUCAGGGUUCAGCCCAUUCAGUCCUGGCUGAGAGAACUGUUAUGGAAUGUCUUACAGCCUUAAGUUCCUACAAACGUCCACAUUCACAUCUGCAUGCACACACAACACUCUCCUGGUUCUGCUCUUUCGGUCAGCAUGAGUUGUCCACUGGUGAUUCUGCUCUGUGUGGGACUUCUGCACCAGAGUGCGAGUGCUGUCCGUAUGGAUAAACUAGCACCCAACAAGAUCUGUGGAGAUGCAGAAUGCUCAUAUGUUAUCUCCCUGGCCACAGCCUUGGAUGACUUCAUAGCUCCUGACUGCAGAUUUAUCAACAUCAGAAGGGGACAGAUGGUCUAUGUGUAUUCUAAACUCAUACCAGAGGAGGGCGCCGGAGUCUUCUGGUCUGGAAGUGUUUACAGUGAGCGGUAUGUGAACCAGAUGGGCAUCAUUGGAUACUUCCCCGCAACUAUAGUGAAUGAGACACAGAAGUUUACAGAAGACACAGUUAAGAUCCCAACAACUAACAUGGACUUCUUCUGUGAUUAAGACGUGACAGACUGAAGCCUCUUUCUUCUCAAGUCUUGCUUUCAGUAACUCUAGCUUUUAUAAAAGUUAGGUAGACAGUCAUCUCUCGAGCCAGCGCGUCAGACCCUGUUCUAUUACAACCUGUGGUGCUGUCUCCAAUCGGAGCAAAAACCUGGACAGCCCUCCAUAGUUCACAGUCUGACAUCUAUCUGUCUUGCUUUGUCUUAAAAAGAUACUUUACUCAAUAAACCCUUUUUUCAUAUCAAUUGAAAAUGUUGAUAUUAGUUUUCCAGAUUGCUACUUUGACUUUUCAGGAUGGGUAAUUGUACUGUACAUUUCUGCUGACACAUCUAAUAGCUGACUUUAAAUUGCCGUGUAGAUAUUCUCCUGUUAUUAUCAAAUGCAAUUUGUAAUGCCGAUGUAUCCUUUUUAUUGCAGUGUCAAGGUUUCUUGACACUGUUAUCAAAUGUUUGAUGUUAUGAUUCCUUCUAAAGCAGCAGGUAGAGAAGUGCUGCUUAUCUUCUCUUUUUCAAAAGAAAUGUAAUCUUUCAGAGAAGUAAUUGCACAUGCAUAUAUCCUCAUGAAAUCCAUUCAUUGUCGACCAUACCCAAUUAGCCAUCAGGUUUUUUCUUCUUUUUUUUGCAGUUUUUGAUAAAAGCUCCAUUAGAUGUCUCAUGUUGCUUUGAAAUAUAGUCACCCCAUGCCAGGCAACCUUAAAAGCUCACAAAGGCUGCAAACGGCCAUUUAGAGUAAUAUGACCUUAGUAGCUUUGCUUUUUAUUGUGAUGAAGUUACUUCAAGGUUAAGUUAUUUUCCAUUCAGUAUUACAUUAAAUUAGUUACGUAAGUGAUAUUACAUUAUUUUGUACAUACAAUCCCUCUAAAUCUUCUGUAUCUUGUCUAAAUGUCUGUCUGCCAGUUUGCCUGUUUCUCACAGAUGCAGCUUCCAGAGAACUAUUAUGAUUAAACAUGGACUGACAUAU